This is a messenger RNA of Zerene cesonia (dogface butterfly), 2037 nucleotides long. RefSeq lists its product as uncharacterized. The transcript has 5 exons. The coding region runs from base 1 to 2037 and encodes 678 amino acids. The record is from RefSeq and is a predicted model, not a curated record. Lineage: Eukaryota; Metazoa; Arthropoda; Insecta; Lepidoptera; Pieridae.
AUGGAAAAUAAUCAGUGUCCAUCUAAAAAUAAGUUGUUUAUUCCCGAAGAAAAGCUAACACAGGAAAUUGAUUACGAUUCCGUAGGUUCAAGCCGAACUCCAAAGAAACAACUGUUUUUAGAAAUUUUACAAAAAGGCUCAACUUUCCGGAAUUCAUCGCAAAAAGUAUUAGUGUCCAUAAAACCCAAAGCUCCCGCGAUUAAAACUUUAUACAUUGCAGAAAAGACCAGAUUUCAAUCUAAGAAGCGAUCUACUAAAUCAGGGUCUCGUUUAGCUAUCGGCGAUCAUUCCUCCUUUACUAGCCAAUCCAGUUCUGUUCCAUGUAGUCCUGAAUUACAGAAACAUAUUAACAAAUCGGCGAGAAAUAUACAAGACAGUUCCAUUGCUAUAUCAACAUGUGUAACCUCUAGUACUUCUAGAGAUGUUAAGAUAUAUAACACAAGAAAAAGAUCGUCAGAAACAUGUUACUUGUAUACAUAUCCCCAUAUGACUAUCAAUACUCCUAAGCUCGAUACAGUAACAGAAAAUUCAAAAAAUUGUUCCAACAAAGCAGAUAUAGGCACUUUUAUUGCCACACAUACGUCUUCAGAUUGCACAAUUUCCCCAUCUAUAACCGAUAUAAAAAAUAUACACCAGAGAUUAGAUUAUCUUGAAAAGAAAAUAUUAAAACAAGAAAUGGUAAUUAAGACACUUGACCUCAAUGCCCAGUUAUCUUCAUCAGAUGAUGAAAUAAAUAAUGAAAAAUCAAAAUCAUUUACUUGUACUGGACAACCGGGAUGCAGUUAUGUUGAAUACAGUCAUAUUCCAGAAACUUCGGCAUUCCAACGUUAUGCGCAACAACCAGCUCCACUCUCACCCAGUAAAGCUACAACUAUUCAAAAAGAACACAAUUCAGAACAAUAUGGUCGUGACUUCACUCUUUACGAUGGUAUCACCGCUCGUGGGCGACGACAGUGUGCUUCAGUACCUUGUAAACGGGAUGAUAUCCCUAAAAUCGCAGCUGAGAGAGUUCACAGAAUUCGACACAAACUAAAUCCUGUACGUGACUACAGACUUAUGGACACAGUUCAUUACCUAGCUCAAGGAGAAUUUGCCCCUCGGGACGAUGGAAUUAAACUAACUCCUUCGAGAGAAGCAGUAUUAAGUGAUAUUAUAUGGGAAGAUGUCUGUCGCACUCAUUGGCCCAGUACUAGACUCGGACGUCGAAUAGCUCAUCCAGAAAGAUAUGGUACAAGAUCUGAAUUACAAAGGCUCAUAGAUAGUUUAUUAAGGGAGCGUGUUGCUCAUGUAGAACGUAGACGUCGGCGGCACUAUAGAAUAGUAAAAUUAAAUAAUCGACAUGAAAACUGUCGACCUGCAGUUGGCAAAACUGGAGAUAUAAUUGUGGCUAGUAAUAAAAAUAGACGUGAAAAUGAAGAAAGGGAUGCUGCUGCUACCAGUGAUCAUGAAAAUGCAAGAGCUGUAAUGACAGAACGAAGAUUUGAAGAGCGUAACUCCCGUAGAGAUCAUAAAAGUCAAGAUCGCUUAAUGUAUCACGAUACAAGAUCACAACGCCCCUAUAAUCAAGAUGAUUGUACACCUGGUCCAAGCUAUGCUGUUCGCUCCAGUAAUAAACAAUCGACAUGUUGUUAUAGGAGUUCUAGUCCGACUAAUAGAAAAAACAUACAAGUGAACCAUGAACAUUAUAAUCGGCAAACUAGCGGUAGCAGCAUUAUAAUGAGUAAAGUGCGGCCAAAACAUCCUAGACUUGUUGUGAAGAAAAGUUCCGGUCGUCGAAAAUAUCAGUCCAAAGAACCAAACUUAGAACAUUACAUUUUAUUGCCAACAUUGGUGAUUCGAACGCCGUCGAACAUGAAACGACAAAAAAGAUUUAAUGAAUUAUAUCACCGAAUACUAAAUGGUCAACUGAAAAAUGAUCAACCAGACGUUAAGUCGGAAAAUGCAAGUGGUCGGAGUUCAAGCCUGAACAAAAAAGAUAUCGGCCUCAAUAUCAAUAUAACCCUGUCAGAAAGUGAAGAAAAAUUACACAAUAAAUAG